AAUGCUAAGCCAAGGUCCCAUGUAUUCCAGCAUUAAAGGAAGCUGGAAAUGCAAGGGUGGUCCUGACACACUUCAAGGAAAUCAGGGAUGUACUGGGAAAGUGGCAGACCCUCACCAAGAAACUCUGCCUCGACACAGAGAACAGUUUUCUCAUAAGCACAUAUAUAAGCCUUUUGGUAUGAUCAGCUGCCCAGCUGGCACAGCUCACACCUUCAGGAUUCGUGGGACCCCAAUAGACCUCCAGGAGCCGAAUCCAAUGCAAGCACACAAGGGUCUUUAUUGCAAGCUCUAGCCUGGACUCACAACCGUUCCCGAUGCAGCGGUCUUAGGGAUGACCAAAUAAGAAGAUGGGCUGGAGUUCUCUGCUGUGACCCAGGAAAGGGGGACUGCUCCCCAAAGGCCAAGACUCAUUAUGCUACUGCAGCCAGAACAAGAGAAGUAUUGCUGGAUGUAGGCAAAUAGAAGGUACAGUAAAGACGUCACAGCAAUUGCUGCGAGAAUUUACAACCACAAGAUCCCUUACCACGAAUGUUGAAGAGCAUCUUCAGGGAGAAGGACGUUAGAGCAGAUGGGGAGCUGGCUCUGUGCGGAGGAGUGAACAGCCUGGUGAUGGUAAAUAGGACUCUCCUGUUGCUCAGGAAAGUGUUGCCAAGAACAAGGAGGGCAUGGAGGCUGCAUUACUGCCUGCCUGGUCCCAGACACUGGUGACCUUCAAGGAUGUGCUUGUGGACUUCACUAGAGAGGAGUGGCAGCUGCUAGACCCAGCUCAGCAGGUCAUGUACAAAGAUGUGAUGUUGGAGAACUAUGAGAACCUGGUGUCGUUGGGGCACCAGCUUCCUAAACCAGAGGUGAUCCUGCAGUUGGAGAAAGGGGAAGAGCCCUGGCUGGUGGAGAGGGCAGUUCAAGAGUUGUGUCCAGAUUUGGAUACUAACGUUGAAAUGAAAUCACCUGUUUCCAGUAAGAACAUUUCUCAAGAUAAAAAACCCUGUGGCAUUAAAGUAGAAGGAAUGGCAAGGAAGGAUCUCUGGUAUCUGUCAUUGGAAGAUGUGUGGAAAUGUGAAGACCCGUUGGGCAAGUAUCAGGAGAACCAAGACAGACAUUUGAGGCAAGUGGCCUUCACCCCAAAGAAAGUCUUUCCUCCAGGCAGGGUCUGUGAGAGUGGUAAGUAUGAGGGCAGCUGCCUCCUUCCUGCUCAGCUGGUGCUGAGGGAGUAUUUCCACACACGGGGCUCAGAUGAGAGAAGCAUGAAACAUGACCUGGCAUUUAGGGAGCAUCAGGGGCACUGCUUGGGUGACAGUGGGGAGUGUGGCCAGGCCUUCUGCAAAAACAUCCACCUGAUUGAGUGUGCGAGAGCUCGCACAGGAGGCCAACACUGCAAGUGCCCUGCUGGCAGCAGCCCUCUUGAUCCCAGAGCAUCCCUCCACGUGUCUCCAGGCACACACAGGGAGAAGCCCUAUGAGUGUAAGGAGUGUGGAAAGUUCUUCAGCUGGCGCUCCAAUCUUACCAGGCACCAGCUCAUUCACACUGGAGAGAAGCCCUUUGAAUGUAAAGAGUGUGGAAAGUCCUUCAGCCGGAGUUCCCACCUUGUUGGGCAUCAGAAGACGCACACUGGCGAGGAGCCCUAUGAGUGUAAAGAGUGUGGAAAGUCCUUCAGCUGGUUCUCCCACCUGGUCACCCACCAGAGGACACACACUGGGGACAAACUGUACACAUGCGGUCAGUGUGGAAAAUCCUUUGUCCACAGCUCCAGGCUCAUUCGGCACCAAAGGACACAUACAGGAGAGAAGCCCUACGAAUGCCCCGAAUGUGGGAAGGCCUUCCGACAGAACACGCACCUCAUUCUGCACCAGAGAACUCACGUUCGAGUGCGGCCCUACGAGUGCAGUGAGUGUGGGAAGUCCUACAGCCAGAGGUCCCACUUGGUGGUGCACCACCGGAUCCACACUGGCCUCAAGCCUUUCGAAUGUAAGGACUGUGGGAAGUGCUUUGGUCGAAGCUCGCACCUCUUCUCACAUCAGAGGACCCAUACUGGAGAGAAGCCUUACGAGUGUCACGACUGUGGAAAGUCCUUCAGCCAGAGCUCUGCCCUCAUCGUGCACCAGAGAAUCCACACUGGGGAGAAGCCCUACGAGUGCUGCCAGUGUGGGAAGGCCUUCAUCCGCAAGAAUGACCUUGUGAAGCACCAGAAGACCCACGCUGGAGAGGAGACCUAUAGGUGUCAGCGGUGUGGCCUCGGUCUCAGCCAGGACUCCCCCUGUGUUGUCCAUCAGCUGGUGUUCGUGGGCAUCUGCUUGGCUUCUCUCUGCCUGAAGUGCAGACAGCCUCCCAGCAAGCUGGAGAUGAGUGGAGCACGUACCUUGGAUCAUCGAGAAACUCAUGUUUGCAAGUAAUCUUGAUGAGGAACUUGAGCAAGGCCACAGGAAAGGAAGCCGGCUCUCAGUCUGCGUGCCACAGCAGAGGCAUGCAGUGAGCAUGGGAAGUGCAGGGGCACGAGCCAGCUGCCCUCCUAUGAAGCACCUGCCUAGCCGUGCAGGGCCUGGGCUCAGUCCCAGCACUACAUAAAAGAAGAGUGUCCCUGCCAUAGCCAAGGUUGGGAAGCUUAGUGUGGUGGUGCUCCACAGAUAAGUCUUUUUAGAUUUAGAGGCAUUCAUAUGGAAAUUGACAAAGUAAUCAAAAAUUUAAAUGGCAAUGAGAAGGGCCUAGAAAAACAAAAGAAUUUCUGAAGAAGAAAAAGGUUGAUUCAAGACCAGCUUGAGCAACUUUGGAGACCCUGUUUGAAAAUGAAAAGAGGCUGCAGAGGUAGACUGGAGUGCUGCCUAGCACUCGCAGAAACCUGGUUCAAGAUAGUUCUGCCAAAAUGAGUGAACAACAACAAAACCCCCAAGUAUGAGGGCUGCACUACCUGAUUUCACAGCUUUACCACAGAACUAUGUUAGUAGUACUGUGUAUUAUUGGCAUCAGCCUGGGUAUGUAAGUAAGUCAGUAAGACGCGAAGUCUAGAAACCAGUCUACACCUAGAUUCUCCAGUUUUGAAUAAAGUGUCCAAAUAAUUUGGUGUAGGAAAGAGUUUUCAAUGAAUGCUGCUGAAAUAACUAGGUAUUUGUGUGGGGGCAGAGAAAUACUCCCCUUACUUCAAGGUACAUAGAAGUAACUUGGAAUGCAUCACAGAUCUGAAUAUUAAAGCUGACAGUGAAGGUAUCUAGGAAAAAUACUUAUGAUAAUAGUGUAGGGGAAGAUUUCUCAGCACCAAAAGCACAAAUUUUACAUAGAAGAAAACUUAAAAAAAAAAAAAAAAAAGAA
Molecule: messenger RNA, 3300 nt
Organism: Marmota monax (woodchuck)
Lineage: Eukaryota; Metazoa; Chordata; Mammalia; Rodentia; Sciuridae
Gene: Znf10
Product: zinc finger protein 10
Exons: 11
Coding region: 666-2390 (574 amino acids)
Biological process (GO): regulation of DNA-templated transcription
Source: RefSeq, a predicted model, not a curated record